ACAGCUACCCCAGGGCCAACGCACCCCCGGUCCCAGUACUACCUCCAGGUCAAGCCCCACACCUAGCCCUGGUCCCAGUACUACCUCCAGGUCAAGCCCCACACCUAGCCCCGGGCAUAGGACUACCCUCAGCCCCAUCCUGUCUACUACCUGGGUCUGGAUGUCCUUCAGAACCAGGAUAUCCAUACCUGCCUCCCACAGCUGGUCAACACACAGGGUGAGGACUGCUACCUAACUACUUACAGUACAUAUGGGUACAUAUACUACCUUACAGUACAUAUGGGUACAUAUACUACUAAACUACCUUACAGUACAUAUGGGUACAUAUACUACUAAACUACCUUACAGUACAUAUGGGUACAUAUAAUACCUAAACUACCUUACAGUACAUAUGGGUACAUACUACUAACUACCUUACAGUACAUAUUGGGUACAUAUAACUAUAACUACCUACAGGUACAUAUGGGUACAUAACUACUAAACUACCUUACAGUACAUAUGGGUACAUAACUACUAAACUACCUACCGUACAUAUGGGUACAUAUACUACUAAACUACCUUACAGUACAUAUGGGUACAUAUACUACUAAACUACCUUACAGUACAUAUGGUACAUAUACUACUAAACUACCUUACAGUACAUAUGGGUACAUAUACUACUAAACUACCUUACAGUACAUAUGGGUACAUAUACUACUAAACUACCUUACAGUACAUAUGGGUACAUAUACUACUAAACUACCUUACAGUACAUAUGGGUACAUAUACUACUAAACUACCUUACAGUACAUAUGGGUACAUAUACUAAACUACCUUACAGUACAUAUGGGUACAUAUAAUACUAAACUACCUUACAGUACAUAUUUGUACAUAUAAUACUAAACUACCUUACAGUACAUAUAGAUACAUAUACUACUAAACUACCUUACAGUACAUAUCAGUUUGAGAAUGACAGUCAAAUGAUGUUUUACUUCAUUUUUACAUUUACAUUUUAGUCAUUUAGCAGACGCUCUUAUCCAGAGCGACUUACAGUUAGUGAAUACAUAUAUAUAUAUUUUUUUAUACUGGCCCCCCGUGGGAAUCGAACCCACAACCCUGGCGUUGCAAACGCCAUGCUCUAUCACUACUACAUCCUGAGACAUCCCUCCCGCCACUCCCGGGCCAAUUGGACGCGCGCCCAAUUGUGCCCGCCACGAGUCUGCGCGAGCCUGGAUUCGACCAGGUCAGGGCACAUUACACCAAUGCAGUGCAUUAGCCACUUGCACUCAGAUCUAAAGGGAUUCAUUUGAACAUGCGGCCUUCAACGCUAUCUCUUCCUCCUCCUCCUCCUCCUCGACCCCCCUCCUCCUCCUCUAUCUGCUCCUCCUGCCUACUCCCGCUCCUACCGCUCCUCCGCCUGACCCUCCGCACCCUCUCCUCUCCGCCUCUCCUCAGCUCUCCAACUCGCAUGCCUACCCCUCUCGACUCUCCGACAUCCAGACCGCAGCUAGCAUCUACCUCUCAGACCAACGCUGCCCUCCUCAUCUCCUCUCACCUACAGCCGCUACAUACUGCCCCCUCCUCCUCUCCCUAAGGCCUAAUUAACUGACGAAGAAGAGAAGACGGAAGAAUCCCUGAGAAGACCAUUUUGUGACGGUUCCUUUAGCAGUGGGUUCUGAGAGUGGAGGUGGAGGCGUUGACGCCCCGUCCUAUGACAGUGACGGGGCCACAGGGAGCAGCUCGGGGAUGGGGGGCUAUCAGCUCCUGACUUGGGAUCGCUACCAGCCUGGACUUUGGAGCACGCUCUACAACAGUAACUAUGACGUCCUGUGAGUGGCUUUUCUGCCUUACAUUCCCUAACUCUUCCCCAAGGCUCACGCCUUAAGCUGCCUGUCUUAAAGUCUCUAACUCAAGGCUACAUUAUUUUAAGGGACAAAUAUUUUCCACUUUCUAUGUCUGACCAAAUCAUAACUCAUCAGCAAUGUCUUUCUCAUUUCUUAGCCCACAGUAAAAUGGUUUAGUCAUGAGUCAUUGUAAACAAACCCCAUUUCAUUAACUUAAACAAUUGACUUAAAUGGCCACAAUUGACUCCUACUGUAUGUUAUUCUUAUCACACUUGGUCAAUCAUAAUUAUAAACUGGGUGGUUCAAUAUCUGAAUGCUGAUUGGCUGAAAGCCGUGGUAUAUCAGACCGUAUACCACGAGUAUGACAAAACAUGUAUUUUUACUGCUCUAAUUACGUUGGUAACCAGUUUAUAAUAGCAAUAAGGUAUCUCUGGUGUUUGUGGUAUAUUGCCAAUAUACCACGUCUAAGGGCUGUAUCCAGGCACUCCACGUUGUGCCGUGCUUAAUAUACCAUAUACCACACCCACUCGGGCAUUAUUGCUUAAAUAUACACUGAGUUUACAAAACAUUAAGAACACCUUCCUAAUGUUGAGUUGCAACCCCCCUUUCGCCUCAAUUCGUUAGGGCAUGGACUACUAGGUGUCGAAUGUGUUCCACAGGGAUGCUGGCCAAUGUUGACUCCAAUGCUUCCCACAGUUGUGUCAAAUUGGCUGGAUGUCCGUUGGGUGGUGAUACACACGGGAAACUGUCGAGCGUGAAAAACCCAGCAGCGUUGCAGUUCUUGACACAAACCGGUGCACCUGGCAGUCUGGCACCUACAACCAUAGUCUGUUCAAAGGCACUUAAAUAUCUUGUCUUGCCCAUUCACCCUCUGACACAUGCACAAUCCACGUCUCAAUUGUCUCAAAACACUUCUUUAACCUGUCUCCUCCCCUUCAUCUACACUGAGUUGAAGUGGAUUUAACAAGUGACAUCAGUAAGGGAUCAUAGCUUUCACCUGGAUUCACCUGGUCAGUCUAUGUCAUGGAAAGAGCAGGUGUUCUUAAUGUUUUGUCCACUCAGUGUAGAUGAUUCUAUUGUCUCUCGACAGACCUUCCCCAGGUUACCAUGUGGACACCGAUAAGGGUUUCAACUACUCCGCAGCUGACGAGUCCUUUGUGUGUCAGAAAAAGAACCACUUUCAGGUCACAGUUCACGUAGGGAUGGCCGGGGACCCCAAGUUCGUCAAAACACCCAACGGCCCUGCGCAAAUAGAGAGCUUCCAAGUCAAGGUGUUUGGUGUCAAGGUUAGUAUAACGCCAUCCAAAUAUGCAACAUGAACUUACCUAGAACUUCAGAUUUUUGACCUCGGCAGACUACUUCAAAUGAUGCAAAGGCAUUAAAAGAAAUCGUUUUUUUGUUAGUAUGCAGUUAGCUAUCCUUUGACCAUUUUUCUGUCUCUGCAGCUUGAGGCACAGACUCACAAAGUCACCAUAGAACAGUCACAGUCUGAUCGCAGCAAGAAACCAUUCCUGCCAGUCAAGUGAGUGUCCUGUCCUCAUUUCGUUAUACUAUUUACUGUAGACGGCUGUGUUCCAUGUUGUGAGUGUAAUCUGUCAUUCAAACUGAACAAUGACACAAUUGUGAUCAGAAAGGCGAUCUGGUUGCAGAAAAGUGAUAACUAUGGCUGAGAUUCAUCCGAUCAGCGGUAGAUCCGCGUAGUAGCACGUUUGACUUUUUAAAGGUAAUUUCCCAUUGAGCCGACAAAUGCAGCGUAGUUCACUGUAAAUGCGGGAACAUUGCCUUUAAAAGGUAUAUAUGGUGCAUGGCCAAAAAGGGAUCGAUUGGCUUGAAUCCCGUCCUACGUUUUUGAAUAACGUCUCAUCCCUCAGAGUCAGUCUACCAGGGGACAAGAUCACUAAAGUUACUCUGGGAAGACUGCACUUCAGUGAGACCACUGUCAACAACAUGAGGAAAAAGGGAAAACCCAACCCUGACCAGAGGUUGGUUAUUACUAUGUUAUUACCAUGUUAUUAAUAUGUUAUUACCAUGUUAUUACCAUGUUAUUACCAUGUUAUUACCAUGUUAUUACCAUGCUAUUACCAUGCUAUUACCAUGUUAUUACUAAGUUAUUACUCAGACCCGCUCUAAAAAAAUUACUUUACAUACUAAUAUCAUCAUUACAUUUACAUUUCAGUCAUUUAGCAGACACUCUUAUCCAGAGCGACUAACAUGAGCAAUUAGGGUUAAGUGCCUUGGUCAAGGGCACAUCGACAGAUUUUCCACCUAGUCGGCUCGGGGAUUAGAACCAGCGACCUUUCGGUUACUGGCACAACGCUCUUAACCACUAAGCUACCUGCCGCCCAAUUGAAAGUGAAGUUUCAACAUGUGGUUCCAUGUGUCCUUGUGUUAUGACCAGGUACUUCCUGAUGGUGGUGGGUUUGUACGCCACAGUGAGGGAAGAGAGUUACCUGCUGGUAGCAUACAUGUCAGAGAGGAUCAUAGUCAGGGUGAGUACUGAACCGUAAGUACUAAAGCAGGGAUCAUCAACUGUUGAGCGGAUGUUUGUUUUUUUGCUCUGAAAACUCGGGGGGGGGGGCCAAAAGAGACCACCCGGGGGGGGCCAGAUUUGGUACGCGGGCCGCCAUUUGGGGAACCCUGUACUAAAAGCAUUUAAAAGCAUGGGACUAAAGUACUAAGUACUAAAGCAUACUAAAACAUGGGACUUGUUAAAAUUAAGGUUAAAUAAAUAAAAAACAUAAAAGUAAAAUAAAAUGUACUAAACCAUGUUUCCAUUGGACAAUUUGUUCCAGAAUGCACCGUGAUCUAAAUGGAACCAACCAUAACCGUAACUUGAAACUCUUCCGUGUUCCUCCACCACAGGCGUCGAAUCCGGGCCAGUUUGAGAACGACAGUGAGGUGUUUUGGCAGCGAGGACAGGCUCCGGACGCGGUGGUGUGCCAGGGGAGGGUGGGCAUCAACACAGACACCCCCGAUGAAGCCCUGGUGGUCUGUGGCAACGCUAAGAUCAUGGGGCAGGUCAUGCACCCCUCCGACCACCGCGCCAAACACAACAUACGAGAGGUAUGAAGCAGCACAUGUAUGCUUCUAUAUAAUAGCUAUCGAUAUAAUGGUUUUGGUGUAAAAUAACAAGUAGGAACAUAGAAAUGCCUUCACAGCGGCCCAAGGAAUGAUAUCUUACCUGAACUGACAAUAUUUCAACUCUGUAGGUGGAUUCAACAGAGCAGCUGAAGAGAAUAUCUCAGAUGAGGAUAGUGGAGUAUGACUACAAGCCUGAGUUCGCCUCAAAGAUGGGGAUCGAUCACAUACAUGAAACAGGCAUCAUAGCCCAGGAGGUGAAGAAGCUGCUGCCUGCUGCUGUCAAAGAGGUGGGGGACAUCACCUGCAGCGACGGAGAGAAGAUCCACAACUUCCUCAUGGUGGACAAAGUAAGUGUCAGUUCCCCACGAGAUUGAAGGCCUGAUAACAUAUUAUCCGGUGUGAUAAUCAGUAUGAGGAUUGUCAAGAGAUUUGUCAGUGUUAUGGUCCCACUUUAAACAAACUACUUUGAAGAACAAUUUACUGUAACAUUUUAUAUUCUAUUUCUCCCCCCACAGGAGCAGAUCUUCAUGGAGAACGUCGGGGCUGUGAAGCAGCUGUGUAAGCUGACUGACAACCUGGAGAACAGGAUUCAGGAGCUGGAGGUGUGGAACACACAGUCGGCCAAGCUCAAGAACAUGGGCAGCCUGCGAUCCAGCAGCAACCCUGCUAACAGCAGCACUAAAGAGUAAUGUUACAGUACCACCAGGGGGUGCUGUUCUCUAUGGCCUAUUGCCUACAAGUUCGCUUUCAGUUUUCUAAAUAUUUGGAGAUACUGAGAUAUUUUCUCUGGCACCCUACAGAAAAACCCCUUUUGUAUUAAAUUCAGUCAAUCAGUUUAGUCAGGUACUCAGGGCCUGUUUUCAGAUCUCUGACGUGUAAGAGACAGGGGGAUGGUACUGAGGGUGGUUGAGCUGUGGAUGUGUUGUGCCUCUGUCUUUAUGACCAGGGUCACUAUCAUGGGGCCGUCAACACAUUCUCAGCUCAACGGUAACAACCCUAUGGCUUCUGCUUUAUGCUUCCUGGACUGUCAAAUAUCUCCAGUUUAUUGUAGUUUAGGAGCCUCGCCUUAUGGAAAGACUGAGUUUGUACUCGAAUGGACUGGAUAGGGAAUGCUCCGACUGUCUUGGUUUCCUAGUACACGUGUCACAUUUUCAACUGUCAUUAUUUAAACAUGCUGUGUUGAUAAUAUACAUACUUGUGUUGUGUUACACAGGAAAAUGAACAGACACAGUAGUGUUCCACCACCCCAACAGAAGCCAACGCCUCUCAAAUCUUUCAAGGUGAGGUAGAACUUCAGAAAGACCGUAUACUUGUAUAACAACAGGUGUACAGCAAGUCUGAUUCAAACCAACACCAUUUAUAUUCCUGUUUAUUCUCUUUUAGGCGAAGUUCCAGGCGAAGUACCACCACUGCUUAAAACACAAGUUCGUCCAAGUCAUCAUCAUCAUUCUGGUAGCAACAAUGGCUUUCUGGUAAGACCGCCUGUUACAACUGAGGAGGAGAUAUUCUUAUAUUCUUAGAUAUUCUUACAGUAAAACAAAACGUAUGGCUACUUUGUUAGAAAAUACCUUUGGAUAUUGAAGCACUGCCAGUGGUGUAAAGUACUUAAGUAAAAAAUACUUUGAAGUAAUACUUAAGUCGUUUUUGGGGGGUAUCUGUACUUUACUUUACUAUUUAUAUUUUGGACAACUUUUACUUUUACUUCACUACAUUCCUAAAGAAAAUAAUGUACUUUUUACUUCCAUACAUUUUCCCUGACACCCAAAAGUACUUGUUACAUUUUGAAUGCGUAGCAGGACAGGGAACAUUUUCUAAUUCACACACUUAUCAAGAGAACAUCCCUGGUCAUCCCUACUGCCUCUGAUCUGGUGGACUCACUAAACACAGAUGCUUCGUUUGUAAAUGAUGUCUGAGCAUUGGAGAUAGCCCCUGGCUUUCCGUAAAUAAAAAAAAACAAGAAAAUGGCGCCAUCUGGUUUGCUUAAUAUAAGGAACUUGAAAUGAUUUGUACUUUACAUUUACUUUUAAUACCUAAGUAUAUUUUAGCAAUUACAUUUACUUUUGAAACUUAAGUAUAUUUAAAACCAAAUACUUUUAGACUUUUACUCAAGUAGUAUUUUACUGGGUGACUUUCACUUUUACUUGAGUCAUUUUCUAUUAAUGUAUCUUUACUUUUACUCAAGUAUGACAAUUGAGUACUUUUUCCACCACUGAGCACUGCAAUGUACAGGUAACUGCCAAAAUAAAGGAAACAUAAAGUGUCUUAAUAGGGCGUUGGGUCCACCACGAGCCAGAACAGCUUCCAUGCACCUUGGCAUAGAUUCUACCAGUGUCUGGAACUCUAUUGGAGGGAUGUGAAACCAUUCUUCCACGAGAAAUUCCAUCAUUUGGUGUUUUGUUGAUGGUGGUGGAAAACGCUGUCUCAGGCGCUGCUCCAGAAUCUCCCACAAGUGUUUAAAUUGGGUUGAGAUGUGGUGACUGAGACGGCCACGGCAUAAGGUCUACAUCAUUGCCAUGCUCAUGAAACCAUUCUGUGACCACUCGUGCCCUGUGGAUGGGGGCGUUGUCAUCUAUGGGGGCAUAGCCAUGGUAGCCAAAAUAAACGGCCAAAAUAAUGUCCCUAAACAUUAAAAUAUAAUAGAAAUAAUAACCCUAAGCAUGCUGGGAUGUUAAUUGCUUAAUUGACUCAGGAACCACACCUGUGUGGAAGCGACUGCUUUCAAUAUACUUUGUAUCCCUCAUUUACUCAAGUGUUUCCAUUAUUUUGGCAGUUCCCUCUACCUGAAUAUAUAGGGAAAGGGGGAUACCUAGUCAGUUGUUCAACUGAAUGCAUUCAACUAAUAUAAUAUUGAGAGCGUAAAGCUUUAUCUAUUCUGAUAACUGUAUCAGAGAGAUCUAAACGUGAGAAACGUUGACUAUCAUAUCAGCUAGGGAGGGACGUGACUGUAUAGAAGCAUUGGAGAGUUUAGAAUAUAGAAGUUUACCAUUCCUUACAACUUAUUUUUCAUAAACAGGCCCCGUGUAGCUCAGUUGGUAAAGCAUGGCGCUUGCAAUGCCAGGGUUGUGGGUUCGUUUCCCACGGGGGGCCAGUAUGAAAAAAUUGAUGCACUCACUAACUGUAAGUCGCUCUGGAUAAGAGCGUCUGCUAAAUUACUAAAAUGUAAAAAAAAUAUAUAUAUAUAUCGACACUUGAAGUUAUUUUUUUUAUGUACCUGCAUUGUAAAUCCCCUGGUCUGGGCCUGACUAUGUUGUUUUCUUAUGUAAUGUUUAUGAAUGUGUUAUGCAUGAGUUAUGAAGUGUUAUGAUGUCCUCAUGUCUCCUCCACAGCUCUAUUGCCAUCACAGCUCUCUACAUGCUGACUCUGAGAGACGACGCCGGCAUGCUCUUUCCUGGAAGCACGUAAGACACACCACUAAACUGGCUUCAAAAACUACAGCUGCCCCCAGCCUUUAUUUGACAAGUAAACGGUGCCAAGAAUACUAUUGAGACACAAACGUUAUUAUCAUCAGUGACAACACUAUCCAGAACUGAAUGUGAAAUUAAUUUCAAAGAUCAUAUCAUGUUUUUUUAUUUGCAGCAACGAGACUACUAUGCACCCUCUCUACACCUCAAGCAGGGCCUCCUGUAAACUUUUCAUAAACAGGCCCUUAGGUAAACAUCCUCUCGUCCUCACGUGGCAAUAAAAAUUUGCACUCAAAGUAGGCUCUUGGUAACUCUCUCUAAAAAAGUCAGUUGUACUUGUAAAUCUUCUAACUCGAAGCAUAGUAUGAGGUAACUCUUUCUCAAAGUAGCUACUUACACCUUCUAACCUAACUCAGCUCUGUCUUCCUAGACUAACAUCAGCUACUGAAACUCUCUAACUAACGCACAUUACAGCUUAGGUGAAAAUCCUUUACACCAUACAGUCAGUACACUAGUACACAUCCUACAAGUGCUACUUAGUAAACAUCCUCUCUCACUCAACAGAGCUACCUAGGAACAUCCUCUCUACACCUCAACAGCAGGCUACCUUAGGUAAACAUCCUCUAACCUCAACAGUCAGGCCUACCUUAGGUAAACAUCCUCUCUACACCUCAACAGUCAGGCUACCUUAGGUAACAUCCUCUCUAACACCUCAACGCGGCCUACCUUAGGUAAACAUCCUUUACACCUCAACAGUCAGGCCUACCUUAGGUAACAUCUUCUCUACACCUCAACAGUCAGGCUUACUUAGGUAAACAUCCUCUCUACACCUCAACAGUCAGGCACUUGACCUUACUAACAGCCCUCUCUACAUCCUCAACACGCCAGGCCUACCUUAGGUAAACAUCCUCUCUACACCUCAACAGUCAGGCCUACCUUAGGUAAACAUCCCUCUCACCUAACACCUCAGACAUCUAGGCCUACCUUAGGUAAACAUCCUCUCUACACCUCACAGUCAGGCCUACCUUAGGUAACAUCCUCUCUACACCUCAACAGUCCAGGCCUACCUUGGUAAACAUCCUCUCUACACCUCAACAGUCAGGCCUACCUUAGGUAAACAUCCUCUCUACACCUCAACAGUCAGGCCUACCUUAGGUAAACAUCCUCUCUACACCUCAACAGUCAGGCCUACCUUAGGUAAACAUCCUCUCUACACCUCAACAGUCAGGCCUACCUUAGGUAAACAUCCUCUCUACACCUCAACAGUCAGGCCUACCUUAGGUAAACAUCCUCUCUUACACCUCAACAGUCAGGCCUACCUUAGGUAAACAUCCUCUCUACACCUCAACAGUCAGGCCUACCUUAGGUAAACAUCCUCUCUACACCUCAACAGUCAGGCCUACCUUAGGUAAACAUCCUACCCUCCCCUAAUCCUCUCUACACCUCAACAGUCAGGCCUACCUUAGGUAAACAUCCUCUCUACACCUCAACAGUCAGGCCUACCUUAGGUAAAACAUCCUCUCUACACCUCAACAGUCAGGCCUACCUUAGGUAAACAUCCUCUCUACACCUCAACAGUCAGGCCUACCUUAGGUAAACAUCCUCUCUACACCUCAACAGUCAGGCCUACCUUAGGUAAACAUCCUCUCUACACCUCAACAGUCAGGCCUACCUUAGGUAAACAUCCUCUCUACACCUCAACAGUCAGGCCUACCUUAGGUAAAACAUCCUCUCUACACCUCAACAGUCAGGCCUACCUUAGGUAAACAUCCUCUCUACACCUCAACAGUCAGGCCUACCUUAGGUAAACAUCCUCUCUACACCUCAACAGUCAGGCCUACCUUAGGUAAACAUCCUCUCUACACCUCAACAGUCAGGCCUACCUUAGGUAAACAUCCUCUCUACACCUCAACAGUCAGGCCUACCUUAGGUAAACAUCCUCUCUACACUCAACGUCAGGCCUACUUAGGUAAACACUCUCCUACACCUCAACAGUCAGGCCUACCUUAGGUAAACAUCCUCUCUACACCUCAACAGUCAGGCCUACCUUAGGUAAACAUCCUCUCUACACCUCAACAGUCAGGCCUACCUUAGGUAAAACAUCACUCCUCUUACACCUUCAAACAGUCAGGCCUACCUUAGGUAAACAUCCUCUCUACAACCUACACAACAGUCAGGCCUACCUUAGGUAAACAUCCUCUCUACACCUCAACAGUCAGGCCUACCUUAGGUAAAACACUCCUCUCUACACCUCAACAGUCAGGCCUACCUUAGGUAAACAUCCUCUCUACACCUCAACAGUCAGGCCUACCUUAGGUAAACAUCCUCUCUACACCUCAACAGUCAGGCCUACCUUAGGUAAACAUCCUCUCUACACCUCAACAGUCAGGCCUGCCUUAGGUAAACAUCCUCUCUACACCUCAACAGUCAGGCCUACCUUAGGUAAACAUCCUCUCUACACCUCAACAGUCAGGCCUACCUUAGGUAAACAUCCUCUCUACACCUCAACAGUCAGGCCUACCUUAGGUAAACAUCCUCUCUACACCUCAACAGUCAGGCCUACCUUAGGUAAACAUCCUCUCUACACCUCAACAGUCAGGCCUACCUUAGGUAAACAUCCUCUCUACACCUCAACAGUCAGGCCUACCUUAGGUAAACAUCCUCUCUACACCUCAACAGUCAGGCCUACCUUAGGUAAACAUCCUCUCUACACCUCAACAGUCAGGCCUACCUUAGGUAAACAUCCUCUCUACACCUCAACAGUCAGGCCUACCUUAGGUAAACAUCCUCUCUACACCUCAACAGUCAGGCCUACCUUAGGUAAACAUCCUCUCUACACCUCAACAGUCAGGCCUACCUUAGGUAAACAUCCUCUCUACACCUCAACAGUCAGGCCUACCUUAGGUAAAACAUCCUCUCUACACCUCAACAGUCAGGCCUACCUUAGGUAAACAUCCUCUCUACACUCAACAGUCAGGCCUACCUUAGGUAAACAUCCUCUCUACACCUCAACAGUCAGGCCUACCUUAGGUAAACAUCCUCUCUACACCUCAACAGUCAGGCCUACCUUAGGUAAACAUCCUCUCUACACCUCAACAGUCAGGCCUACCUUAGGUAAACAUCCUCUCUACACCUCAACAGUCAGGCCUACCUUAGGUAAACAUCCUCUCUACACCUCAACAGUCAGGCCUACCUUAGGUAAACAUCCUCUCUACACCUCAACAGUCAGGCCUACCUUAGGUAAACAUCCUCUCUACACCUCAACAGUCAGGCCUACCUUAGGUAAACAUCCUCUCUACACCUCAACAGUCAGGCCUACCUUAGGUAAACAUCCUCUCUACACCUCAACAGUCAGGCCUACCUUAGGUAAACAUCCUCUCUACACCUCAACAGUCAGGCCUACCUUAGGUAAACAUCCUCUCUACACCUCAACAGUCAGGCCUACCUUAGGUAAACAUCCUCUCUACACCUCAACAGUCAGGCCUACCUUAGGUAAACAUCCUCUCUACACCUCAACAGUCAGGCCUACCUUAGGUAAACAUCCUCUCUACACCUCAACAGUCAGGCCUACCUUAGGUAAACAUCCUCUCUACACCUCAACAGUCAGGCCUACCUUAGGUAAACAUCCUCUCUACACCUCAACAGUCAGGCCUACCUUAGGUAAACAUCCUCUCUACACCUCAACAGUCAGGCCUACCUUAGGUAAACAUCCUCUCUACACCUCAACAGUCAGGCCUACCUUAGGUAAACAUCCUCUCUACACCUCAACAGUCAGGCCUACCUUAGGUAAACAUCCUCUCUACACCUCAACAGUCAGGCCUACCUUAGGUAAACAUCCUCUCUACACCUCAACAGUCAGGCCUACCUUAGGUAAACAUCCUCUCUACACCUCAACAGUCAGGCCUACCUUAGGUAAACAUCCUCUCUACACCUCAACAGUCAGGCCUACCUUAGGUAAACAUCCUCUCUACACCUCAACAGUCAGGCCUACCUUAGGUAAACAUCCUCUCUACACCUCAACAGUCAGGCCUACCUUAGGUAAACAUCCUCUCUACACCUCAACAGUCAGGCCUACCUUAGGUAAACAUCCUCUCUACACCUCAACAGUCAGGCCUACCUUAGGUAAACAUCCUCUCUACACCUCAACAGUCAGGCCUACCUUAGGUAACAUCCCUCUAACUCACUCCUCCUUAGGAAUCCUCUACACCUCAACAGUCAGGCCUACCUUAGGUAAACAUCCUCUCUACACCUCAACAGUCAGGCCUACCUUAGGUAAACAUCCUCUCUCACCCUCAACAGUCAGGCCUACCUUAGGUAAACAUCCUCUCUACACCUCAACAGUCAGGCCUACCUUAGGUAAACAUCCUCUCUCACCUCAACAGUCAGGCCUACCUUAGGUAAACAUCCUCUCUACACCUCAACAGUCAGGCCUACCUUAGGUAAACAUCCUCUCUACACCUCAACAGUCAGGCCUACCUUAGGUAAACAUCCUCUCUACACCUCAACAGUCAGGCCUACCUUAGGUAAACAUCCUCUCUACACCUCAACAGUCAGGCCUACCUUAGGUAAAACAUCCUCUCUACACCUCAACAGUCAGGCCUACCUUAGGUAAACAUCCUCUCUACACCUCAACAGUCAGGCCUACCUUAGGUAAACAUCCUCUCUACACCUCAACAGUCAGGCCUACCUUAGGUAAACAUCCUCUCUACACCUCAACAGUCAGGCCUACCUUAGGUAAACAUCCUCUCUGACACCUCAACAGUCAGGCCUACCUUAGGUAAACAUCCUCUCUACACCUCAACAGUCAGGCCUACCUUAGGUAAACAUCCUCUCUACACCUCAACAGUCAGGCCUACCUUAGGUAAACAUCCUCUCUACACCUCAACAGUCAGGCCUACCUUAGGUAAACAUCCUCUCUACACCUCAACAGUCAGGCCUACCUUAGGUAAACAUCCUCUCUACACCUCAACAGUCAGGCCUACCUAGGUAAACAUCCUCUCUACACCUCAACAGUCAGGCCUACCUUAGGUAAAACAUCCUCUCUACACCUCAACAGUCAGGCCUACCUUAGGUAAACAUCCUCUCGACACCUCAACAGUCAGGCCUACCUUAGGUAAACAUCCUCUCUACACCUCAACAGUCAGGCCACCUUAGGUAAACAUCCUCUCUACACCUCAACAGUCAGGCCUACCUUAGGUAAACAUCCUAUCUACACCUCAACAGUCAGGCCUACCUUAGGUAAACAUCCUCUCUACACCUCAACAGUCAGGCCUACCUUAGGUAAACAUCCUCUCUACACCUCAACAGUCAGGCCUACCUUAGGUAAACAUCCUCUCUACACCUCAACAGUCAGGCCUACCUUAGGUAAAACAUCCUCUCUACACCUCACAGUCAGGCCUACCUUAGGUAAACCCAUCGCUAACACCUCAACAGUCGGCCUACCUAGGUAAACAUCCUCUCUACACCUCAACCAGUCAGGCCUACCUUAGGUAAACAUCCUCUCUACACCUCAACAGUCAGGCCUACCUUAGGUAAACAUCCUCUCUACACCUCAACAGUCAGGCCUACCUUAGGUAAACAUCCUCUCUACACCUCAACAGUCAGGCCUACUUAGGUAAACAUCCUCUCUACACCUCAACAGUCAGGCCUACCUUAGGUAAACAUCCUCUCUACACCUCAAACAGUCAGGCCUACCUUAGGUAAACAUCCUCUCUACACCUCAACAGUCAGGCCUACCUUAGGUAAACAUCCCUCUACACCUCAACAGUCAGGCCUACCUUAGGUAAACAUCCUCUCUACACCUCAACAGUCAGGCCUACUUAGGUAAACAUCCUCUCUACACCUCAACAGUCAGGCCUACCUUAGGUAAACAUCCUCUCUACACCUCAACAGUCAGGCCUACCUUAGGUAAACAUCCUCUCUACACCUCAACAGUCAGGCCUACCUUAGGUAAACAUCCUCUCUACACCUCAACAGUCAGGCCUACCUUAGGUAAACAUCCUCUCUACACCUCAACAGUCAGGCCUACCCUUAGGUUAAACAUCCUCUCUACACCUCAAACAGUCAGGCCUACCUUAGGUAAAACAUCCUCUCUACACCUCAACAGUCAGGCCUACCUUAGGUAAAACAUCCUCUCUACACCUCAACAGUCAGGCCUACCUUAGGUAAACAUCCUCUCUACACCUCAACAGUCAGGCCUACCUUAGGUAAACAUCCUCUCUACACCUCAACAGUCAGGCCUACCUUAGGUAAACAUCCUCUCUACACCUCAACAGUCAGGCCUACCUUAGGUAAACAUCCUCUCUACACCUCAACAGUCAGGCCUACCUUAGGUAAACAUCCUCUCUACACCUCAACAGUCAGGCCUACCUUAGGUAAACAUCCUCUCUACACCUCAACAGUCAGGCCUACCUUAGGUAAACAUCCUCUCUACACCUCAACAGUCAGGCCUACCUUAGGUAAACAUACUCUCUACACCUCAACAGCCAGGCCUACCUUAGGUAAACAUCCUCUCUACACCUCAACAGUCAGGCCUACCUUAGGUAAACAUCCUCUCUACACCUCAACAGUCAGGCCUACCUUAGGUAAACAUCCUCUCUACACUCAACAGUCAGGCCUACCUUAGGUAAACAUCCUCUCUACACCUCAACAGUCAGGCCUACCUUAGGUAAACAUCCUUCUCUACACCUCAACAGUCAGGCCUACCUUAGGUAAACAUCCUCUCUACACCUCAACAGUCAGGCCUACCUUAGGUAAACAUCCUCUCUACACCUCAACAGUCAGGCCUACCUUAGGUAAACAUCCUCUCUACACCUCAACAGUCAGGCCUACCUUAGGUAAACAUCCUCUCUACACCUCAACAGUCAGGCCUACCUUAGGUAAACAACCCCUAUACGCCCUUUAGAUGGUUUUACUCUUCACCGUAGUAACAUUGUCUGUCAUGAGUAGUCAUUGAUGUGGAGAUUGACCCUUGUUUGUUUGUUUGUUUAUUAGUAAACCCAACAACAACCCCUGGCCCGUGGCCCCUGAUGUGGACUUCUGUAGCCUGCUCUACUGUGAGGACGUGUUCUGCUGUCCCACUAAAGACACCAUGGAUAAUACCACCACCAUCUCUCCUUCCCUCCUCUCCUCCACUGCAUCUCCCACUACGGGCCCUCUCUAGCAGGUGAGCUAGCUACUACCUGUCUUCAUUUACCAACAACAAUCUUCCCUGUGUCUGUUUCCUUAUUCAUGCUAUCUUUAUGUAAAACGUACCAGUUGAUGACCUUGAAUGAUACUGAGACAUAAUUCGGAUGCUGUAAAAGUGUUGACAUUGUGCUACUUUGUGACAUGCAGUAAAAGCCCACUUUUUUUUGGAUCCAAUUCUGUCUUCUCAGAUAAAGGAAAAGACAAAUUCAAUGAAGAAAUCAAAGGUGCCGGAGAUUGUAAGUCAAAUUCUAUCGCAUACAUUUGAAGAUACGUUUUUAUGCUAAUCCAAAUAUGUUAUUUUCUGAAUACUUUAGAGUAUGACUUCUGAUUGCUGUUCUAUUUUCAGGGACAAACACAACGAUUAAGUCUUUUUUCAUCAAAGAAAACCAACAGAUAAUUGACUCUCGGUACUGUGAGAAAGGAAGCUGUAGGUAGGUAUUCAGUCAAUUUGAACUCAUUUAUACACUACCGGCCAAAGUUUUAGAACACCUACUCAUUCAAGGGUUUUUCUUUAUUGUUACUAUUUUCUACAUUGUGGAAUAAUAGUGAAGACCUCAAAACUAUGAAAUAACACAUAUGGAAUCAUGUAGUAACCAAAAAAGUGUUAAACAAAUCUAAAAUAUGUUAUAUUUGAGAUUCUUCAAAGUAGCCACCAUUUGCCUUGAUGACAGCUUUGCACACUCUUGGCAUUCUCUCAACCAGCUUCAUGAGGUAGUCACCUCGAAUGCAUUUCAAUUAACAGGUUUGCCUUCUUAAAAGUUAAUGUGUGGAAUUUCUUUCCUUCUUAAUGCGUUUGAGCCAAUCAGUUGUCUUGUGACAAGGUAGGGGGGUAUACAGAAGAUAGCCCUAUUUGGUAAAAGACCAAGUCCAUAUUAUGGCAAGAAGACCUCAAAUAAGCAAAGAGAAACGACAGUCCAUCAUUGCUUUAACACAUGAAGGUCAGUCAAUAUGGACAUUUUCAAGUCGCAAAAACCAUCAAGCGCUAUGAUGAAACUGGCUCUCAUGAGGACUGCCACAGGAAAGGAAGACCCAGAGUUACCUCUGCUGCAGAGGAUAAGUUCAUUAGAGUUACCAGCCUCAGAAAUUGCAGCCCAAAUAAAUGCUUCACAGAGUUCAAAUUGCUGCAAAGAAACCACUACUAAAGGACACCAAUAAGAAGAAGAGACUUGCUUGGUCCAAGAAUCACGAGCAAUGGACAUUAGACUGGUGGAAAUUUGUCCUUUGGUCUGGAGUCCAAAUUGGAGAUUUUUGGUUCCAACCGCUGUCUUUGUGAGACGCGGUGUGGGUGAAUGGAUGAUCUCUGCAUGUGUAUUUCCCAACGUAAAGCACGGAGGAGGAUUUAUUAGAAUUCAAGGCACACUUAACCAGCAUGGCUACCACAGCAUUCUGCAACGAUACACCAUCCCAUCUGGUUUGGGCUUAGUGGGACUAUCAUUGUUUUUCAACAGGACAAUGACCCAACACACCUCCAGGCUGUGUAAGGGCUAUUUUACCAAGAAGGAGAGUGAUGGAGUGCUGCAUCAGAUGGACCUGGCCUUCCACAAUCCCCCGACCUCAACCAAAUUGAGAUGGUUUGGGAUGAGUCGGAUGGCAGAGUGAAGGAAAAGCAGCCAACAAGUGCUAAGCAUAUGUGGGAACUCCUUCAAGACUGUUGGAAAAGCAUUCCAGGUGAAGCUGGUUGAGAUAAUGCCAAGAGUGUUCAAAGCUGUCAUCAAGGCAAAGGGUGGCUAUUUGAAGAAUCUCAAAUAUAUAAUAUAUUUUGAUUUGUUUAACACUUUUUUGGUUACUACAUGAUUCCGUAUGUGUUAUUUCAUAAUUUUGAUGUCUUCACUAUUAUUCUACAUAGUAAAAAAGUAAGAAAAACCCUUGAAUGAGUAGGUGUUCUAAAACUUUUGACCUGUAGUGUAGAUUUAGAAUCAGAAAGCCAAACCGAUGGUAUACUCACCUCUAUUUGAUCUGUUUCCAUCUAGGUCAGGAAACUACUCCUUCCAAAUCCCUAUCAGCAAGUUCAUCCCUAUCAACAUGCGUGUCACCGUCCAGAUGAAGUGAGUAGCCAGGGCUUGAGACAUGCUCCCACUCUCUCCACUUUGUUUUCCAUUUCUACUACUGCCCACUGCCAGUGGUGACAGACUGGCAUUGACUCUGGACGGGGCAGGAGAGAGUUUCUAAGAGGGUAUCUUACCUCAGGGGCUGAUGAUGGUCUGAAUCGGUGGACCUAGACGUUCAGAUUCCGUGCAGUGGGACUUGUGGGAGCUUGCGAGUCUAAGGGCUUGAUUCAAUCCGUAGUUGUGUAUGGCGCGAUUGGAAUUUUAAAGCCAAUGUUUCCGCAUUUGCGGAGACUGCAGUCACGUAAUCGCUGCAUAUGUCGUCUCAAUUGGAAAUUGCCUUUUAAAUGUCAAUCACACUACACCGCAGAUCUUCGGCGCUACGGAUUGAAUCGAGCCCUAAAGCUUUGUCUGAAUCAGACAUGGGACCCGGUCUGGCAGGAGUUCCUGUUCUGUAAUGAGGAGACGAAGGCCUCUAAGACAGACCUGCAUGGGCACAUUCUCUCACUGUUGUUCAGACUGAUGACAAAUUGUCACGGAGCACUUUGUACUUGCGCUGUGUGUUUGUUGUAAGUACCGCAAAUGACCACUAGAUGUCUCCUCUCCUCUGAUCCAGUACUAUAGAGCUGCUGGUUGUCCACCUGUGUCAUUCUGAUGUGACGUUUAAAUGCUCUGCCGUGAUGGACCAUGAUCAAACCAACGAAGAAUACACUUUCAUAAAUACACAGGUAUGGUAUCCACAGACAACACUAUACUGUGGUUGCUAUCUGUAUGAUAAUUGCAAACUCUCUGCUCUUUGUAUGAUUAAAAAGCAACCAAAAGUAAGAGUGACACUUUACUUACUUUGCUGUCUCUUUCACUCUCUCCAGGGCUACGUCCAUGAAUGGCCUCUGCCAGUGUCUCGAUUCUACAGGAGCUCCUACCACUUUCGCUCCGCAGUGGCUGUAAGAACGAAAGGAUUUCUGAAUGUGUCUUUUCCUAAAAUAUCAGUGUCAAAAGACACUGUCGCAACAGCCUCACAACUACUACGUGUUGUAUGUUGUGGGGGGGGGGGACACACGACCCAAUCUGAUAACCACAAUCUAACAGUUGUUAAACAUCGUCUUCACAGAACAGCUACAUAAGUAUGUUAUAACCACCCCCCUUCCCCUUCCUCAACUCACCGUAAUGCUCUCGCCCCACACUGGUAUUGGAAGCUGAAAAGGAGUUGACAUUUAAUCCACAACGGUCACUGUAGGCUACCAGAGAUGUUCUUUAAUGUCGUAACAGACUUUGACUACACCCUGACAUCGUCAUGGUUUAGUCUCUGCCAGAUAUCCUAUGCUUACAAUGUCAAACAAUCAAGUGUAUGUGUGGUUGGUAGACGACCAAAACAAACUGUACAUCUCAGAGAGGAAGAGGUGAAGCGAGAGGUUUACUCCGCACAAAAUCUGUCCACAAAAAUAAGCCCACAAAGUGAGGAAUUUUUUGUAUGGAGGUCAAUGAGAGAGUGUCGAUUUUUGGUCAACAAAAAAUGUAAUUCGUAUUUUGCUACGUGAGGCUUAUUUGAUCGAAUAGAAGUGUUGUAAUGGUUAGGUUGUUGCACUGAUAUAAGUGAACGUACGUGGCAUUUUGGCAACUUUUGAAAAAAAAAAAAACGCCUUUAUAUCGGUUGUGCCCGUUGUCAUAGAGAUAGAUGGAGGACUCAUCAUGGCCAUAACACAUUUAAGCAUGGACAUUGCCAUUGAGGGCUUUCACCAUUUUAAAGUAGUCAGCUGAGUUGGGAGCAAUCCCCCAAUGAAGAAGCAGAAAACGGACUUCUUUAAAACUGUCACAGACGCUAAAAUGGCACAGAUACAAAGAUUAGUCUCCCGAGUGGCGCAGUGGUCUAAGGCACUGCAUCGCAGUGCUAGCUGUGCCACUAGAGAUCCUGGUUCGAAUCCAGGCUCUGUCGUAGCCGGCCGCGACCGGGAGACCCAUGGGGCGGCGCACAAUUGGCCCAGCGUCGUCCAGGGUAGGGGAGGGAAUGGCUGGCAGGGAGGUAGCUCAGUUGGUAGAGCAUGGCGUUUGCAACGCCAGGGUUGUGGGUUCGAUUCCCACGGGGGGCCAGUAUAAAAAAAAUUAAUAAAAAAAACGUAACUGUAAGUCGCUCUGGAUAAGAGCGUCUGCUAAAUGACUAAAAUGUAAAUGUAAUUAGUCCUUUAUCUAUCACACGUGUAUCUACCCUCUCAUUGGCUAGAAUGGUCCCACCUGAUCUCGCCUCCUCACACUUGCCUUCCGUCUUUGAGGACUUGUACAGUAUUUCCAUUGUUAGAGUGGUCACUUGUCAAUAUAAUAGACAAUCUUGGUCUAUCUCCAUCCAGGGCCAGGCAGACUGCAAUACCGACCGUGGCUUCAUGGGGGCGCUGUUCACAGACUACCAUUUCAACUUCUACCGGAGGUGUGAGUGAGGAAGAAGACCUCAUCCAUACUGUAGUUCCUUUGGCAGGCCAGCCAGUGUCCAAUGACAUGUCAGUGUUUAUUUUCAUGAUGUAUGCCAACCCUAAUAAUAAAUCCACGUUGUAUUGGUUUUUCUAUGAAAUGUCCUGAUUGUUGAUGAGAUUGUUGUAUACAAUCUCUUUUUACAAGAACUGUAUAAGAGCAUAUUUAUUGAUACAGAAUUAUAGUAGGUAAGAGUUGUUUGAUUCACUUUGCCUUGUGACAAUUCUUGCACUAUGUGAAAAGAGAUUCAAUUGGAAUAGAACUGAAUAGGAUCAUUUUUAUUUUUAGUAGAAUGUAAUGCAGUACAACAGGUUAUUGAUAACUCAUUAAACAAUACAUUGAUCAUGUCACACUGUUGGCACACAGGAGGACAGGAUGAGUCCCAAAGUAAAAUAGUACUUAUAUUACUGUAUUUCAUACUUCACUGUGUAGUUAGUUAUUACAUUUAUUUCAGAAAGUAAUUGUGUUGAAUUCUGUGUUACUGCAUAAUUUCAUAGUAAUUACCAGGUAAAUACAAUUGGAAACUGUAAAAUAAAGUACUGAAUUCUCUGUUGUUUAGCAGGUACUUCCAUCCAGGGUAAACUUUAUAAUUCAGAUGUAAAUGUAGAAUUACUUCAGUAGCCUAUAUACCUUUGUAUGCCUCCUUGUCUGUAUACCUGCAGACAUACAGUUGAAGUCAGAAGUU
This is a messenger RNA of Coregonus sp. 'balchen', 20683 nucleotides long. The record is from the annotation of a GenBank genome assembly. Lineage: Eukaryota; Metazoa; Chordata; Actinopteri; Salmoniformes; Salmonidae.